AGAUAACAAAAGGUGAGUUGAUCGGAAUAAUAUUAAUUGUUAUGUAAUAAUUAAGAUUCUUUGAUGAUAAUGAAAAUUAAUUGAGUUGUAACCAUUGACCAAAUUAACGGAAAGAGAGAGAGGCGGGUUAAUUGUGCUACACCACAAUGACGGUGGAUAAUGGAAGAAACCAGAAUUAAAUUGUUAAUUUCCCCCGUUGACUUAUUGUUAACCAUCAAUGAGACAAUCCAACUCAAUUGGAACCAAUUUAUUUCUGGUUUUAGUGUUUUUUUUUCAAGUUGCAAUCAAAUUACAAUCAAAUCAGUAAGAGGUUAGGUUAAGAUUAUGUUUCAAUUUCUGUGUUAAUUGUUACCAAAUUGUCACUAUGAUAUUACAUCAACAACAACAACGACAAAUCAUGUUAAUCAUCAUAUUUAAGUCUAGUGAUUACAAGAAUUAAUUAAUCUUUUUUGCUAUAGUUUUCCAUUCAUUUUCUUAGUGAUUAAAAUCAAUUUUAUUAUCAACAAUUAGCCAAUAAAGUAAUGGCAAAAUCAACCAAACCAAUUUAUCUCAAGUUAAUCAAAAUCUACAUAAUUGUGUCCAUUACAUUUUCGCAAUAUUUUAUCAAUAUUAUUGUAAAUGGAGGUCGAAGUCUGGGAAAUAAGAAGAAAGUUGUAAUAAUCGGGGAAAUGGCAGAUAUGUACGAUUUCUUGGCCAAUUCGAGUCACGAUUCUGAUCAGCAAGAUACAUCACCUUAUAUCGACCCAGCUGAGGAUUAUGAUGAUAAUCGUUGGCACCGAUAUCCAUCACGAUAUAGCAAGAGACGAGGUCAAUCUCCACAGAAAAGCGUCUUCGUCCCUGUGGCUGCGUAUUCAGUGACCCAUAGUCGAGCCCCUGGACCAUCUAGAAUGGGCUCAAUUAAACGGAUGAAACAUUUUCGUGAUCGCCAUUCAACAAUGUAUCCAUCAGCAUCAACUCCUGGACGAACUACAGAAAGUGCCGUCUAUGGUUACCUUAAUCGGCCAGAGAUUGUUGAGUUUCGUGGUCAAUAUUUCUAUGGACCUAAUCCAGUUCCUUCCUCGAGUAGCUUACAUGCCACAGCCGCAAGUUCAGAGCAGCCAUUUAUCGCACCCCCAGCAAUUACUGGGAGUAAAAGUACUCAACGAACAGGACUUGGUCCCGGUGGACUACUUUUAGCAACUUUACCCCUUGUUUUAGCACCAAUGUUAAGUUACCUGUUCACUCCGAUGAUUAUCCCGGUGACAGCGACAAUCGCUGCAGGAAGAAAACGUCGUCGAAAACGUGAUCAAUCAUCACAAUUUAAUUUAACUCUUCCAACAAGUGAUUUCACUCUAAUGGAGGAACCAAAUGUAAUUCCAUUAAUCGAUUUAACCAAACAAAAUAUAACCAAAAUGAAAGAGGGAAAAAGUGACAAUGAGACAACAUCAGCAAUCAAUAACGAUUGGAGUAAAAUGGAAAAUACAAAUCAACAAUUAAAGAUUGUCGCUGAUUUCCUUCAAAAGGUUCAUUUUAACGAGAAGGAUAGAGACCAAGCGAUGGCGAAUUACUUACAAUGUGAUGGACUUUUAUCAUCGAGUGACCAUUGCCUCGAACGACUUGGGUGCGAAUUUAGUGACCCAAAUAACCGAGAAGCACCGAUCUUAGAUCGUUCGGUAACAUCGAUCAUUUUAAGUCACAUUUUGAGUAAUCAAUUUGUGAGCAUCAAAUUCAAGGAAACUCUUAAAUCAGCAGCAAUUUACGGGAAGGAUAAUCCUGGUAAAUGUUUCAAAUACAAAUGUAGUAAGAUCAAGGAGCCAAUUGCAAUCAUGAAACCAAGGAAAUGAAUCAACAAUUAAAUCCUAACAAUGUAUAGAAACAAUCAACAAAUCUCAAUUGUUUUCUCUUCCCGAUAUUAAUUUAAUUAACCUGAAUUGUCCUAAAAAAGUUUCUUUCAUCAUAAUCUCAUCCAUGUCAUUUCAAUCAUCAUGAUCAUCAUUUGUCAUUAUUAUUUAAACAAACAAAUUAUUCAAAGGAAUUAAAUUUAACCGUAACA
This is a messenger RNA of Panonychus citri (citrus red mite), 2032 nucleotides long. RefSeq lists its product as uncharacterized. Bases 522 to 1823 code for a protein of 433 amino acids. The transcript is spliced from 6 exons. NCBI's taxonomy places the organism in Eukaryota, Metazoa, Arthropoda, Arachnida, Trombidiformes, Tetranychidae. The record is from RefSeq and is a predicted model, not a curated record.